GGGCCCUCUAGUGCAGAGUUAAGGGCAACUUACCAUUACUGUUAUUUGCUGCAUCACUCGACAUUUCAUUACUCGUGGCAUUUGCUUCAACCAAGGCCUCAAGAUCUUUGAUUUUAGCAAGGAGAGGGGUAGUUGGUAAUUCCAGUUGAUGUUCAACCACAGACUCCUUGGAGUUGGCCAAAGUAUCCAGUGCCUCCACAAGAUUCAUCAGUUCUCGCUCGCGAGCCUGGAAAGACUCCUUAAGUUCCUCCACACUGUCGUGGUUGGUAUCGAUACCAUUUGGUUCCGUGUCCUUUUCAUUAUUAGCAACCGCCGAUCGCAGCUUUUCUAUUUCUUGUUCAAGAUUAUGUACAGUCUCCACAGACGUUUGUUUCUCGGCUUUCAACUUUUCCAAUUCAUCGACGUACGUUUGAUGGUUUGCCUUUGUUUUCUCCAAUUCCUCGGCGUACGUUUGAUUAUCUGCCUUGAGUUUCUCCAAUUCUUUUUGGUGUGUUUGUUGUUGUUCAUCUCGUAGAGUCUGCAACUCUUUAUCCAGACGCUGGAUAACUUCGUCUUUCUCUUUUAUGAUCGUGCCUUGUCGCUUUUCGCUCUCAGCGAGUGUCGCUUUGAGCUGUUCUAUGGCUUGUUCGGAUUCCUUGAAUCUGGAUUGAUCUUUCUCCUGAAUCAGCUUGGUUUGUUCAGCCGCU
Messenger RNA from Umbelopsis ramanniana AG, 686 nucleotides. RefSeq lists its product as uncharacterized. Bases 149 to 514 code for a protein of 121 amino acids. Lineage: Eukaryota; Fungi; Mucoromycota; Umbelopsidomycetes; Umbelopsidales; Umbelopsidaceae. The record is from RefSeq and is a predicted model, not a curated record. The transcript has a single exon.